Messenger RNA from Lynx canadensis (Canada lynx), 1702 nucleotides. RefSeq names its product sulfatase modifying factor 2 (gene SUMF2). The coding region runs from base 35 to 937 and encodes 300 amino acids. Gene Ontology annotation, cellular component: endoplasmic reticulum. NCBI's taxonomy places the organism in Eukaryota, Metazoa, Chordata, Mammalia, Carnivora, Felidae. The transcript is spliced from 9 exons. The record is from RefSeq and is a predicted model, not a curated record.
CUUUACGGUGCGGCGUGCUGCUCGUGUUACCGGCAUGGGCCCCUCGCCACCGCUGCUGAUUCUGCCGCUGCUCCUGUCUGGCCCGUGGCUCGAGCUAGGGAAUGGGCAGGCUACUAGCAUGGUCCAGCUACCAGGUGGGAGAUUCCAGAUGGGAACAAAUUCACCAGAUGGCAGAGAUGGUGAAGGGCCUGUCCGGGAGGUGACAGUAAAACCCUUUGCCAUUGAUAUAUUUCCUGUCACCAACAAAGAUUUCAGGGAGUUUGUCAGGGAAAAAAAGUACCGGACAGAGGCUGAGAAGUUUGGGUGGAGUUUUGUCUUUGAGGACUUUGUCUCGGAUGAGCUUAGAAACAAAGUGGCCCAUCAGAUGGAGUCUGUUCUCUGGUGGCUUCCAGUGGAAAGGGCAUUCUGGAGACAGCCUGCAGGUCCUGGCUCUGGCAUCCGAGAGAGACUGGAGCUCCCAGUGGUACACGUGAGCUGGAAUGACGCUCGUGCCUACUGUGCUUGGCGGGGGAAACGGCUGCCCACCGAGGAAGAGUGGGAGUUUGCUGCCCGAGGGGGCUUGACGGGUCAGGUUUAUCCAUGGGGAAACCAGUUCCAGCCAAACCGCACCAACCUGUGGCAGGGAAAGUUCCCCAAGGGUGACAAAGCUGAGGAUGGCUUCCAUGGAGUCUCCCCAGUGAAUGCUUUCCCCCCACAGAAUAACUAUGGGCUCUAUGACCUCAUGGGCAACGUGUGGGAGUGGACGGCAUCACCGUACCCGGCCACUGACCAGGACAUGCGUGUCCUCCGGGGGGCAUCCUGGAUCGACACAGCUGAUGGCUCCGCCAACCACCGGGCCCGGGUCACCACCAGGAUGGGCAACACUCCAGAUUCAGCCUCAGACAACCUUGGCUUCCGUUGUGCAUCCAGUGCAGGCCGACUGCCUGGGGAGUUGUGAACAGCUAUGCAGAGCCAAAGAGAAGAGCCCCAUGGUGCCCGUGCCACUCCCUGGCCACGUUCCAGACACAGCCAAACUCCAGACUCUUAAACUUUAGCCUCAGGAAUGACCUCCUACCCCUCUUCCAUUCCUCUGUGGCAGGCAUCUCUCACCAGGCCAGGAGAGGACUCUAACCUCAGAGGAGGGGUGCCACUGUCUCCUGGAGAAGGGGCCCAACUUAUUGAUUGUGGCCAAGAGCUGGGUGUUUCUCUUAGAGGUCAGAUAUUAACUGUAUAGGGCCCAGUACUCAAACAAUUGGGCCAGAGUGCUCUGAAAGGCACUUUGUUAAAAAUUUUAAAUCAAUGUUUGAUUCAGGGAUCCAACAUUGUUUUCUCAAGGCAGAAUUUCACCAUUUCUCUUUGUUUUCCAAGCAAAUUGCUGUAGAAGGAAAAUACUGCUUUCAUUCACCUCAUUUGUAGUGUUUCACAUGCCUCUGAAGGAACCUAAUUUCUGCUAACCGUACACAGAAUGCAGUAACCAGGCUCUUUAAAGCACAAUGUCAGUCUUAAAAGGGUCUAGGGGAGCCGAAUUAUUUACCAGACAAAACUGUAUUGUGAGAGUCACAAAGUAAAUGAUAUUCCAGACAGACAAAUACCAGAACCUUCCCUUUCUAUUGUUAAUCAGAUCAGGGCUCCCAUAUGCCUCUAAACAUAUGUCCCUAGAAAAGAACCUGCUCCCAUGGUGCCACUGGAUGUUGUGAGGUCAGUAAAACCUCUUGUGAUUGUA